Molecule: messenger RNA, 3761 nt
Organism: Pteropus alecto (black flying fox)
Lineage: Eukaryota; Metazoa; Chordata; Mammalia; Chiroptera; Pteropodidae
Gene: SHLD1
Product: shieldin complex subunit 1
Exons: 4
Coding region: 50-667 (205 amino acids)
Biological process (GO): positive regulation of isotype switching; positive regulation of double-strand break repair via nonhomologous end joining; negative regulation of double-strand break repair via homologous recombination
Cellular component (GO): site of double-strand break
Source: RefSeq, a predicted model, not a curated record
UGGCGCCUCCACUUCCGUAUUCCGGCGUGCUGCUGUUUCAGGGCGGACUAUGGCGACCCAGGAAGUCACUCCAGGCAGCCAGUCAGAGGAAAGCAGUGUUUUAGACCUGCCAUCAGCUUGUGACAUAAGAAACUACAUGCUGCAGAGACCCAGCCAAGAGGCCCACAGCGAGGCUUUUCUUUCUGUGGAGGCCCUUUCUAUUCCUACCUCUUCUGAUGUGGAACCAGACACCAGUAACCUAAAUACUGCACAAAAUGAUUCCUGGCACUCCGAGAAUUUCUGGCUUAGCCCUUCUGUGAAAGGCCAACCAGAGACCAAGACAGAGGAUGACGAACUUCGGAAAUCCCUGGAUAAAUUCUAUGAAAUGUUUGGCCAUCCACAACCAGCCUCUGGAAAUCUACUCUCUGCAUCUGUCUGCCAGUGCUUGUCUCAGAAAAUCGAUGAACUGAAGGGCCAGGAGAGCCAAAAGUACGUCCUUCGUAGUUUUCAAAUGGCCCGGGUCAUCUUCAACCGGGAUGGAUGCUCAGUCUUACAGAGGCAUUCCAGGGACACCCACUUCUACCCACUAGAAAGAAGUGUGUCUUUGGAUAAUGAAACACCGACUCCAGGACUUUCCAAAGAUAUUAUUAAUUUCCUCUUGCAGCAGAACGUGAUGAAAGACCAAUAACUGGUGUCUGGUGGUGAGAGCAGGCCAUAUGGGGGUAGGCCUGUGACCAAGGCUGUUGGUGCCCCACUCAGAUCCCCUCAGGUCUCUCUUGCCAGUUCUGUGUGCCCAGCCCCCAGCUAAGUGCUCUGCAUCUGUGACCAAGUACUGGACAGGGUUCAGCCCAUAGAGAGAGCCAUCGGUGUCUGGGAAUUUUAUAGUCCCCAUGGCCAUACUCCCUCCCACCCCACUACCAUUCUCUUUGGCCUGAGGCCAGUGGCUGACUGAUUUGGGAGCCCAAAAGCCCAACUUCCUUACCUCAAGGAGAGACUUGCUCUCAGGUAGAGUUUAUGCUCCAAAGUUCCUCUCCAGAUCUCGCUGAGGCUGGGACUUCACACGAAGUCACACUCUUGCUCCCUCCCUCCCUUUCCCUGGCCUCCUCAUCCCAUUUCCUUACCGGUGUCCCCUAGGAACUUUUCCUUAAUAAAUCCCUCAUGCCUGAAUCCUUGACCCAGAAUCCACUUCUAGGAGAACCCGACCUAAGAGAACGGACUUCCAUCAGAUGAGUUUUCGAAGGGAACAAAACUCUAUGCUGAACCAAGAAAUAUACCAAGUUGUAAAACUGCCAUGUGAUCAAAAAACGUAUGUCCCAGAAUAAUACAAAGAUUUAAAUAUGAUGCCAAAAAGUGCAUCACAUCUUAAUCAUAUCCUUGCCUCUCUGACUGGAUGUGGAAGGAACAUUUGGACCAUCUAAAAUAACAACUAAAAUUUACGAAUUAAAAAAAAAAAAGAAAGUCUCCUGUUUCCACCAGAUAGCAAAUGUGAAAGGUGAGGAAAAAACAAACAUGCUCCACCCACCAAAGUAUGCACAAGCUCAGUUGCGAUAAGCUAGAUGGAUGCCAUGUGGCCCUGUUGGUUUGUGAUGGAAGAGAAAAGAGAAUGCUUUGCUCAAGUGAACUCAUUCGCUCAUUAUUUUUGCCUUCUGUCGGCCUGCAGCCCGCACCUUUUGUCACCCUCUGAACAGUUGGCCCCUCACACCUGUCCUGUCCUGAUUUCACCAAAAAUAUCUUUAUCUAUUUUUAAACAUUUAUUUUUCAGUUAUAGUUAACAUGUGAUGUUAUACCAGUUUCAAGUGUAUAACAUAGCAAUUAGACAUCUGUAUAACUCACAAAGUAAUCACCCCAAUAAUACUAGUACCCAUCUGACACCAUACAUAGUUAUUACAAUAUUAUUGACUACAUUUCUUGUGGCUUUAAAUUGCCAGUGCAAACUUGCACUAGCAUAUGCUCUGUUCUGCAGCUGUGUCCUGAAUCCCCAUUUGUGACUCGGUUGGUAGAAUGACAUCACUGGCACCAAGCAACCCGAAACUGUCAUUGGAAACCUCACACUAAUCCCUACCUCAACAGUUCUCCAAAUUACAUUGAUAGAAAGGGUUAUGUCACUUGUUGGGGGGCAGACAGCAAGAGAAGCUGGCAACACUGUACAGUUAGAUAUGAAGAAACUUUAGUUGAAAUUUAGUUGGCAGAAGACACCCUAAGCUUUCCAGAAAUUGGAAAUUGGGUUAUGCAAAUAGAUCAGCUUAAAUAUGUACAUUAAGAGUGAGUGUGCCCUCUCAAGCAGGUCUUUGGGGACUCUUGGAUGGAGAGUGAAGCCUUUUAAAGGUCAGGAAUUGCAUAUGAAGGCUUCCAGUUCUGGGAAGAUCAGACAUAAGAAACAGUUCCACAUUGAAAGGCAGAGGCACCACUGGAAGGAGAGACAAGACCUAAAUGGUAGGAAAUAGUAAAUGAAUAGGCCUCUGAGAGAUACUUGAGAAAACAAGCCUCCAGAUUUUCAUCUGAGAAGCAAUCUUUCUCCAUGGGCUGCUCCUAUUCAACUGGCCCCCAAAUAGUUGUGAAAUAUAGACUUAUAAUUGAAAAUCUAUAGGUUGAAUUUUAAGGUCUGUAGCUUUAUUGUUUUUUUAACGUGAAGCAAAUUAAUAAAUGUCGUUGAAGAACGCUGUAGUUCUUAGUAUUAUUCCAUCACCGACAUAUUGGAGAUUAGUCUCCAUGGCUACCAACAGAAGGAAGCCGGAUUAUUUUAUACUGUUUUUAAAGGACAAAAGAUACAAGCUAAAUGAAUCUCCAUGCCAGAAAGCAGCAGCUUCUAUUUGACAGUGAGAUUUUAGUAUCAGUGAUUUUGUAAUCUUUAUUAACAUCAGUGCUGUGGACACUAAGCCAGAGGCUAGACUCUGAAAGCAGAGAAUUUAGAAGUCAAAAAGCCAGAAUCACCUGAGGGUAAAAAGAAAAGAGUGUGGUGUGUGCUUGUUUGUAUCUGAGUAAGUGCUUGUGACAGGUCAGUACGUGAUAUUUGAUUCUCUGCAAUCUCGCAUCUUAAUUUGAUCUUUAUGGGGUCAGGGUGGCAUUCUGUUUACCUUUAAUAAAGACUAAGAGGUAAGGAUAUUGAGGCUCCAGCCUUUGGCAUUAUUGUCUAAUUUUGCCCUACAGAUCUUUUCACUGACAAAUUAUCAUCCUAUGAAGGUUCUGACUGACUUGUGAUAUCCCCUGUGGCCCUUUUGGAGGUCUUGGGAGGAUGGGUUUGCUUGCAGGAACAUCAAAACUUCAAAGAAAACUGCUCCCAGUGUUUUAAGUUUGUGUAAAUAUUAUUCACUUCAUUAGUCUAUUUUUUUUGCAUGACCUACGUAAGGGCACAGGUAAUAGAUCUUAUUACCAGUAAUAAGAUGAUACAGUGAUACCUUUAAAACUUUAAGGCUUACUUUUAAAACUUUUUGUUGGAUUAUAAGUGAACAUUGCGAUGAUUUUCGCAAACUGAAUCCACCUGUGCAAUCAUCAUCCAGCUCAAGCAACAAAUAUGACCAGCCAGCCAAGGCAGCCCUCUUCUGAGUGGAGAUUUUCAUCUGGAGAACUGAAAAGAAGGGUUUUGCUCAGACCAUUGUUUCUCAAAUUGCUGGUAGUACACAAAGUAAUUUUAGGUGCUGCAUGGACAAAUGAUAUUUAUUCUCAUUGUUUUCCAUUUAGUUUAAUAUGUUAGAAAAAUAUAAGUACUAUGUCUAAUCUGUGCUUUUACAGAUAUUACAUAGGAUAAGUCUAAUAUAAAUAUUAAAAAUUAAAAGUGAAUUGAA